AUGCAUUUACACAGCUUUAAAUUAGUUCUACUGAAUCAAAUCUAUUACUCGCUGCUCCUAGUGACCAUCUCGCAAAUUGUCCACACCAGCCACAUAAGGGAAAUAUGCGAAAAGCGAGACAUUUUCUUCGAUCCGUUCCGAUGUCAGCUGUACGAGCUGGACCUGCUGGAUGAACCCAUCACCUAUCUGCUGUACGAUGUGAAUCCGAGCGAAGGCUUUAAUCUGCGUCGGGAUGUUUACAUCAGGAUGGCUGUGUUUCUGGAGUUUCUCCGAACGCAGCGUGGUUACCGGCGGGCGAAGCUGGUCCUACCGCCCUGGUCGAAUCUGGUGCACUGGCGCAGUCACAACAUCGACCAGACGCAUCUCUUCUGGAGCCAUUUUUUUGACCUGCAAAGCAUGAAGCGCUAUACCAACGUUAUCGAUAUGGAUGAAUUUUUCGCCGAGUACGAGCGGCUGCACGGUACCAACGCGGGCGUGGUGCUGGACGAAGUGUACAAGCUGAAACAUUUCGACAACAUGUUCGAAAAUGGGAUGUUUAUCGACAAAUUCGAGGAGCACGUCUGCCCGAAAAGCCACGAGUACGAUCCAGGACUUUCAGCACUGGCGUACCUCGGGUACGGUAACUUCACCUGCGAGCAGGUCACCUGUCUACACUUUCAGGGCAGUGCGAUGCUGCUACACAAGCUGCUGGAAACGUACAAAUCGCAACGAUCCCACACCCGCUACGUUCUGGUUCUGAAUGCGGAAAUUGUCUUGCACGAUCUGUGGGGCAACGUCGACUACUGGGAGGCACGCCGUUCAAUGCGCUUCGCCAACGAAUUAAUCGAAGUGGCGGCACGCUUUCGUGCCGACCUGCUUAACUCAUCCGACCAGCAGGAUCGUACGCUAAGACCGGCACGGUGGACGGACGAACGUGCACACCGUACGGCACGCGGCGGUGACUACUUGUGUGCCCACAUCCGGCGGGCGGAUUUUUUGUACGGCCGGGACAAAACGACACCGACCAUACAGUCGGCCGCGCUCCAGAUACGUGCGAAGUUGCUCGAGCUGGGCCUGAAAACGGUGUUCGUUGCGUCCGACUGUUCGCGGAUGGAGUUUUACAACUUGAAAAACUAUCUCAAACGGUUCCGGGUGGUGCGGUUCGUGCCGGAAAGUUACGAGCAGCGGCACGCGCUCAAGGACGGUGGCAUUGCGAUAGUGGAUCAGAUCGUUUGCUCCCACGCUCGGUACUUUAUCGGUACGUACGAAUCGACCUUCACGUACCGCAUCUACGAGGAGCGGGAAAUUAUCGGCUUUCCGAAGGAUCUGACCUUUAACACGUUCUGCAAGAGCGAGAAGGAUAUGAACUGUGAGAAAAAUACCGUCUGGCCGAUAGUGUAUCAUUAG
Messenger RNA from Anopheles maculipalpis, 1386 nucleotides. Its product is annotated as GDP-fucose protein O-fucosyltransferase 2. Gene Ontology annotation, biological process: protein O-linked glycosylation via fucose. The transcript has 2 exons. Bases 1 to 1386 code for a protein of 461 amino acids. Lineage: Eukaryota; Metazoa; Arthropoda; Insecta; Diptera; Culicidae. The record is from RefSeq and is a predicted model, not a curated record. Gene Ontology annotation, molecular function: peptide-O-fucosyltransferase activity.